Lemur catta (Ring-tailed lemur) is the source of this 1650-nucleotide messenger RNA. It is a transcript of the gene CDX4, whose product is annotated as caudal type homeobox 4. The record is from RefSeq and is a predicted model, not a curated record. The coding region runs from base 205 to 1059 and encodes 284 amino acids. Gene Ontology annotation, cellular component: nucleus. The transcript is spliced from 3 exons. Gene Ontology annotation, molecular function: RNA polymerase II transcription regulatory region sequence-specific DNA binding; DNA-binding transcription factor activity, RNA polymerase II-specific. NCBI's taxonomy places the organism in Eukaryota, Metazoa, Chordata, Mammalia, Primates, Lemuridae. Gene Ontology annotation, biological process: animal organ morphogenesis; regulation of transcription by RNA polymerase II; embryo development.
AUUGGUGGCCCAUCUAUAGAGGGGCUCUAGUCACCUGGAAACCGUCGGGGUAGGAAACGUGGGAUGGAGUAGUCUGAGAGGCGCAGAGGAGCUUGCUGCACAACUACCUACUGAUAGAUUUAUUCUCCACUGCUUCUCAAAGUCGGGUUGUGGCCUUAGAACUCAGGAUGGCUUAGGGAGCUCCUUGUUUCUGUCCUAGCCACCAUGUACGGAAGCUGCCUUUUGGAGAAAGAAGCAGGCAUGUACCCGGGCACUCUCAGGAGCCCUGGAGAGAGCAGCACAGCUGGAGCGGGAGGCACUGGGGGCGGUGGGAGUCCGCUGCCAGCCUCCAACUUCGCUGCAGCCCCGGCUUACGCUCACUACAUGGGGUAUCCCCAUAUGCCCAGCAUGGCUCCUCACGGGCCAUCCCUGGGAGCCUGGGGCUCACCCUACAGUCCCCCCCGAGAGGACUGGAGCGCGUACCCUGGGCCGUCCAGUACAAUGGGCACAGUGUCCAUGAACGACAUAACCUCGAGCCCCGCCGCUUUCGACUUGCCCAGCUACAGCAACCUGGGUCCCGUGGGCGGGGGAAGCAGCGGCGGCUGCCUGCCAGGCCCGGCUGGCCGGUCGCUAGUCCCCAUCGACGCCGGCACCGCAGACGCCAGUUCCCCCAGCAGGAGCCGCCACAGCCCCUAUGCAUGGAUGCGCAAGACCCUGCAGGUGACCGGAAAAACUAGGACAAAAGAAAAGUAUCGUGUAGUUUACACAGAUCAUCAAAGGUUGGAGCUGGAAAAGGAAUUCCACUGCAAUAGAUACAUCACGAUCCGAAGAAAAUCAGAGCUGGCAGUUAACCUGGGCCUUUCUGAGAGACAGGUGAAAAUCUGGUUUCAGAAUCGAAGAGCCAAGGAGAGAAAAAUGAUCAAAAAGAAAAUCUCCCAGUUUGAGAAUAGUGGAGGCUCAGUGCAAAGUGACUCUGGCUCCAUCAGCUCUGGGGAACUGCCUAACACAUUUUUCACCACCCCAUCUGUGGUCCGUGAAUUUCAACCUAUUGAGAUACAGCAGGUCAUAGUCUCUGAAUGAAAGAAAAGCAAAGAGAAAUGGAAAGUGCCCUUUCUUUAGUGGUGUCUUUUCCAGUGUCUUUUUCAUCUUUAAGAUAUCAUCAGGGGAGUUUGAGCAGGGUGUAAUUCCUUGUAAGGCAGUAUUUGCAACAGGUGGGUGUGCAACAGGUUGAAGAUAAUUUAGGGGACUCUUACUUUCAGAAACUAUCCCAAGAAAACUCCUGUCAUGUGCUAUGCUAUAUGUCAGUCACUCAGGAAGCUGAGUGGCAAGCUAUAUAUUUAAAAGCUAGAAUCACAAGCCUUUGCAACUCUGUUUACAAUUUCAGAAAUUUGCUUGUGAACAGACUGUAAAAGAGAGUUCUGCUAGGAGGCACUCUGUAUGUGUAUUUGUGUUUGUUAUUUGAUACUGGGUAUGUUCUCUUAUGCUGUCUUUAGGGGAGUGCGAAGAAGGUGCCAGAAGACUAUCUCCAGCUACCUUUUCAAGUGUUCUAUUCAAAAGCUAAAAAAGUUUUCAUAACAAGAUAAAUUUGUAAAAAUCAACACAGGGUGAUUCUGAAUCCAUUGUCACUGGUUAAUAAAAACAACAAAUAAAAAAGACCAUUUUGUCCCUCAA